AGCCAUUGUGUUUGGCGGAUUCCAACCAAUUUAAUAUUCUAACAGUUUGCCAGCCUUCUAUUAAAAGAGGAACGAAACUUUUUAAUCGGCCAGACAAAAGAAAUUCAACCUUUUCUUUCAUCAAUCUGGAAAAUCCCCCUCUCAAAUACGGUUAUCCUGUUGCCGACAAUUGCGAACCUCUCUAGUCAAGCUAGCUCUCUUGCCUGGGCAGAAGACAUACUGACCAGUAUCGCCUUUCAGCGUGUCGACUCAUGAUAAUUCUAGACUAGCUAAGAAAGAAACAUCGACGGUCAAUAUGGCGACCGAAGACGCUAGGUAUAGGCAAUCUAGCCAAUAUCGGCUGUGGUCAUUCGCCCCGUCGCAUCUCGCAACCCUUCGAGAAAAGACUAACGCACUCGCGAAAUCUCACAUCGCCAACCGCUUGCGCGCUUCAGACCCGACCAACCAAUCCCCGCCGAACUUCUUAACCCCCGAAGAAGAGUACACUCUUCUUAACCACUUUACCCUCGAACUAUUGCGCGCCGCUCCCUACUGCCAACUCCCUACCGACAUCCAAGCUACCGCCGCUAUCUUUCUUCGACGCUUCUACGUCACAAAUAGUGUGAUGACCUAUCCGCCACAGGAACUUAUUAAGACCUGCCUAUUCUUUGGGUGUAAGGCGGAAGGUUCUUUCAUACGUGUGCAGAAGAUCGCCGAUACCUUCCCUAACACGACGGGCGAGAUGAUCCUAGCGGCCGAAUAUAUUCUUUGUCAAGGUAUACGCUUCGCUUUCGACGUACGACACCCAUUCCGCGCUUUAGAAGGAACCGUCAUGGAACUGAGGAGCCUGGGCGACUUCGACGACGACAGAAUUAACAAAGCGCAUCGACGGACUAGAGAGAUCCUUAAAUUUAGUCCCUUAGUUACUGACGUAUAUUUCCAUUAUACCCCGAGUCAAAUCAUGUAUGCGGCACUGGCGAUGGCGGACGAGGAAUUGGUGCAACGCAUGCUUCAAGAAGCCUUCUCUGGCCAAGGCGAGGAAGCUAAAAAUAAAAUCUGGGGCGUGAUACAGGGUUGCAAAGAGAUGCUGGAGAGAGAGCCUCCCGAGAAGAUGGCCAAGUACUCUAAUGACCCGGAGACCACCAAGGCAAUGAAAGCUCUGAGGAAAAAGCUUGCGAAAUGUCGAGACCCCGACAGAGUCGAUCUCGUCGCUCUACAAAAGGCGCGAAGGGAGCAGGCUGCCCAGAAACCUAAGGCCAAGGAGGAUGCCGAUGGAGACGGGAAGGUAUUUGGGAAUGGAACACUCGACGAACGAGAGUCAAAGAGACGGAAGGUGGCACAAAAUGGAGGAGACAUCUUCGGGCCCCCUCUGUAAAGACGAUCCCAAAGCAGAAGAGUCACGGCCCGAGCCCCGAGCAGCUCUUUAAACCUCCAUCCAAAACUACAACAUCUCGAUCUUAGCUUCGAUAGGGGCUACGAUCAUAGAGAUGCUGAUAGACGACCGAUGCCUCGGUUCUGCGCAACGAUACAACAUGCCAAUUUCGCCUCAUGGCCAUUGAAGCCGACGCUUCCUGGUGCCAUACACCAUGAAGUGGUAGUUGGAGGGACAUUACUGGUAAUGUAUAGUUGCAGAUUGUACC
Molecule: messenger RNA, 1619 nt
Organism: Hypoxylon trugodes
Lineage: Eukaryota; Fungi; Ascomycota; Sordariomycetes; Xylariales; Hypoxylaceae
Product: cyclin-like protein
Exons: 2
Coding region: 296-1354 (352 amino acids)
Biological process (GO): regulation of transcription by RNA polymerase II; regulation of cyclin-dependent protein serine/threonine kinase activity
Cellular component (GO): transcription factor TFIIK complex; nucleus
Molecular function (GO): cyclin-dependent protein serine/threonine kinase regulator activity
Source: RefSeq, a predicted model, not a curated record